Molecule: messenger RNA, 1135 nt
Organism: Scomber japonicus (chub mackerel)
Lineage: Eukaryota; Metazoa; Chordata; Actinopteri; Scombriformes; Scombridae
Gene: supt3h
Product: SPT3 homolog, SAGA and STAGA complex component
Exons: 12
Coding region: 55-1122 (355 amino acids)
Biological process (GO): transcription by RNA polymerase II
Molecular function (GO): transcription coactivator activity; protein heterodimerization activity
Source: RefSeq, a predicted model, not a curated record
AGUAACAACAACAGCGAGCAGUGUUUUCUUUCUACGAGUUUGGUUGGUGUGGUUAUGAGCAGCCCCAUGGCCGGCUCCACCGCCUCCAGUUCUAAAGACCGUCCUGCUUCCAGGACCAGCUUCAUCCCCGAGCUACAGAGCAUGAUGUUCGCUCUGGGAGACGCUCGCAGGCCAUUGCAAGAGACAGCAGCUCUGGUGGAGGACAUCGUGCACACGCAGCUCAUCACUAUGCUGCAUCAGGCCUGCGAGGGGGCGUCUCUUCGUGGGUCGAGGGUCAUCUCGGCUGAGGACAUCCUGUUCCUGAUGAGGAGAGACAAGAGGAAAGUGGCGCGGCUAUUAAAAUAUCUCCAGUUUAGAGAUUAUAAAUCAAAACUACUCAAAAGUCUCGAGGAGGAAGAAGUGACACAGGACACAGGUGCUGCUGCUCCUGCUGCUGGUGUUGCCGGCGGUAACCAGCGGAGGCAACGAUUAGCCCAGGAUUUCUUGGUGUGGAUGGAUCAGACGGGCGAGCUUCUGUCGUUGGCCGAUCGACAGGAAGUAGAUCCCAUCAAACAGGAGCGCAUGGAGCGUUUGGAGCGUCAGACUCGAGCCAUGGACCCGGCUCAGUACUCUGAGUUCUGUGAGAGUCGACAGCUGAGCUUCGCUAAGAAAGCGUCCAAGUUUCGUGACUGGUUGGACUGCAGCAGCCUGGAGCUGAAACCCAACAGCCUCGCCAUGGAGAUCCUGUCAUACCUGGCCUAUGAGACCGUUGCCCAGAUUGUAGAUUUGUCGCUGUUGGUGAAACAGGAAAUGGCAGCGAAGACCAAUCCUAUCAGUCAUGUGAUCUCCGCCAGCUACAUCCACUACAACACACACACUGAGGUAAAGAAGGAUCCAGACUCACCUGAGGCGACCCCUCCCUCCACUCCUGGCUCCUCCCACUCCGCUAAACCCCUCCAACAAGGCAACGGCAGUCUGGACGGCCGAGCACGACAGAGGAAACGCAAAAAGAGCUCUCCGGCUGCAGUUGAACCUCCCAGCGGAGCGAUCCAGCCCUGUCACAUCAGAGAGGCCAUCAGAAGAUACAACUACAGACACACAAGUUCGUACUGGAGGAGCGGGAUGUCCUUCCUGGCCUGCUGAGGAUCUCACACAC